AUGGCACCUUGCCAGGACCAGCAGCUGGAGAAGCUGACUGAUGAGGCUCUGAAGCACAGUGACUUCCAAGCCCUGGAGACUUUCCUGCAGGAUGAGAGCAAGGAGGGAACUCAUCCAAAAUGCUCCAAGCAGUUCAUCAACAAAUUGGACAAAUUAAUAAACAGGGAAUUGGAUAAAGGGAACGUGAAGUUCGCCUCUCUGGGCCUAAGCAUUCUGCACAAGUUUGGCAAGUCUUUGAGUAUGCCUGGAGGCCAGGGGAUGUCAGGGAUGGUGUCGCAAGGCCUUGUUAAAAAGAUGGUGCAGUGGUUUGAGAAAGCGCGGAAGAUGUGGGUGGAGGCCGGGACACAGAGGAAUGAGACUCUGCUCAGUCUAGCAGAAGACUUCUUUGAUGCUUUACUGGUUGUUCAUGAAACGAACAAAGAGGGAAGAUAUCAGGUGACUGAAUCCUUCCUGCACCCUGUAGGCCAGUUAGCUGCAGAUUCCAGAGUACACAUCCUGAUUCAGAAGGAGGCGAUUCGGAAACUCAACAUCAUUCUGGAUAAAAUCCCCCCUGAACUGAAGAAAGAAGGGAAGAUUCUGUUGUCAGCAGAUACCUCAGCUCUCAUGAAUAACUUGGCCAGCAGGAUCCUGGAAGGCGGAGAUUAUGACCUGCAGAUUGCAGUGGUGGAGGCCCUCUGCAGAAUGACCAGUCGUGCACAAAGACAGCAACUGGCAGACACCUGGUUCAACAUGGAGUUCAUCGCUACGGCCUUCAGCAGGAUUCAGGAUUCAGAGUUCGAGACGGACUGCCGCAGGUUUCUGAACCUGGUGAACGGCAUGCAGGGAGACAGCAGACGAGUGUACUCCUACCCCUGUUUAGAGGUGUUCUUGGGCAAACACGAGCUACUGAUACCGGUGGAUGAGAAACUGGAGGAGUUUUGGAUUGACUUCAACCUGGGCAGCCAGAGCAUAUCAUUUUACUUCUCUCUGGCUAAAGAGGAGACACAGCAAGAGGGCCAAUGGGACACCAUUUUCGUCCCAGAGAAUGAAGUCUGCAGCUACACAGUGGAAGAGGCGCAUGGCAGGAAGACACUGAAGCUGAUGCUGUUGGAGCCUCUGUCUGUGGGCGGGGUGGAGGGCUCUGAGCUGCACAUUCACUUCAGCCAAUCGCUGGACAUCCUGCAAGCUGUCCAAAAUGUGUACGGAAACGCCAAAAACAAGAGGUUUGUGGGGAAAAGGAGCACCUCAGUGGUGAAAACCACAGUACAGAUCAUCCUGGAUGAGGGCAGCUCUCAGGUCGUUCCUGAGAGCCAGGCCUCCCAGCACAUCAUCAGGAGCUUGUGUGGGAUGGACAAGGGUGUGGCCAGCGAGAUGGCCCCUCCUCCAGGGUCCCAGGAGGAAAGAGCAAGAAUAACCCCACUCCCUCAGGCAAAACAGCACCCCCUGCAGGCGGUGACUCCUGCCAGGAGGAAGGUGUCGGAGUCCAGCACCUUUGUGGCCAGCAGUGGUGGGCGCAGUGUGGGCGUCAGUCCUGUGACCACUGUGCUGCCAGCGUCAACCCCAAUGCUGAGGGGGAAGAUGAAACCAGCCCUGGAGAUGGUCAAAUCCUCAGAGAGGAAGAAGGAAUAUAACAUCAGAGAAUUAAUGAUGGCCAGAACCUCAGAAAGCCUAUCCAUUGUCAGCACCCGCUGUUACAGCAGGAGAGAGCAGGACAGCGCAGCUGUUGACCCAGCUGAAAACAGAGGCCAACCUGGGUCUGCAGCAGAGAAGUUCCACAGGUAUAUUCCUGUGGACAGAGUGUUGGAGAUGGUGCAGACAGAGAAGGAGACUGAAGAGCAGCUUCUGGAUGAUAGCACAAACAUGGUGCCAGAUUCCCAGCCUCUGGGGAAAAAUUCAAAGCCCAUGUUACCCUCUGUGGAGUCCAGGAAGAGGAUGUCUGUGACUGAGGUGCACCAGGAGCAGAGGAGUCUCUCAGUGCAGCUACAGAGACCACGGAAGCCACCUACUCCACUCCCACUGGCUCCUAUGCGUGGGGCUUCCUCUGCAGCUACACCAGACCAGGGCAAACAGCUAUCACUGCCUGUGGACCUGCAGAAAUUUCCAUCCACCACCCAGCUCUGCUCAGGAGACACCGUCCAGUCACAGCCUCAUGCCAAGCUUGGGUCCGGAAAGGCCAGCCAAUCACAGCUCCGUGCCAAGCUUGGCUCAGCUGAGACCAGCCAAUCACAGCUCCAUGCUCAGCUCACCCAGCGGCUGGAGGAGCUGCUGAAGGAGCGGGAGCAACCGGAGCGUAUGGAGGAGAGGGACCACUCCCUGCAGGCCCAGAAAGCACAGGGAACUGGACCAGAAACAGCAGCCCAAACUAAAGGGACAACUCCAUCACUCCAGAAGAGAGAGGACACCCCCCAAAAACCCCUCAGACCAGCACCUACGGGGCCCGGGGCACAGACGUCUGGGCCGGGGAUGAAGAAGCAGAGGCAAAAGGCCAUCAAGUCUGCUGAGAAGUCUGUGAUGGAGAAGAGUUCCACCAGGGGCUCCAAGAGUACCUCCCGCUCUGUGAAGAAAGGCCAAUCAAGAAAGCCCCCCAGUAACUACGCAAAGAAGCACCUCUUCAGUGACACAGACACUGACCACAAGACGGACGUCAGCUGGCUGAGGGAGACAGCCAAGCCCAAAAUGGUGGACUACAGCAGGCAGCGCGGCACUAAACCUCAGCCCCCUCCAGCCGACACCACCUGUGAAACUCCCGGGUUGGGCCCUCCUUCCCCAAAGCUGCUGGAGAAGCAAGACAAACCAAUGAAGAAGAAGCAGAGGAGGAACACCAAUCAGAGGGAGAAGAAACCGUCAGCAGUGGCGAGUAGGCCAACUGGGAGACCCAAAAGGACUACCGCUAUGUCCAAGAACUACAAAGAGCCCUCAGAAUCAGGCAGUGCCAGCCAAUCAGAGAGUGAGGAGGCACCCAGAAGGAAGCCCAGACAGAAGCCAGCCAAUGGGAAGGUGGAAAGGAGUGUGAAGGCGUGGCCACCGCUGGAGAAGAAAAAUGAGGCACAUCCUGGAGGGAAGACGUGGGCAGCCAGACUGGCAUCUUUCUCCCCCUCCCCACCCCCCAUUGAGAGGAUGAGAUCUGUGGACAAAUCAGCGGAGCCAACGAGAUCACCCAUCACCCCCCUCCGCUCUCUCUGCGCGUCGCCGCAGGAAGUGACGGCUGCCUUCAGCGGGAUCCACGCCUCCUCCUUCUACAGAACCCAGAGAAGCGACAGCACUAAGACUCCCUCUCUGGGUCACACACCCUGUGCCCCGCUGUUGGCGUUGAGCCCCAUCCCUACGCCUCUGACGCCAAUGUCUCGCCUACACCUCUCACAGGUCCCCCUCAGCCCCACCCCAGCCCUCCUCACCCCCACACAGCCCCUCCUGACCUCCACGGCUCAGGAGAAAUCCGCUGCAGUGUCCUUCCCUGAUUCCUCGCGCCGCUCUGCCUCUCUGACCUCUCUGACCACCCAGAGUCGGUCCUCACGGAAGUCCAUCAGCGAGCUGGUGGCACUCAGUGCCAGGCUGGAGAAGACACCUCGCUCCCAUGGCCAAAAAGAGGCCAUCCAGCUUAAAGCACAUCUGUCAGGCCCCAGCUUUGGCCAGAAGCGCCGUGCCUCAUGCCAUGGCUCCAUCAGCUCUGAGGAUGAGGAGGAUGAGGAGGAUGAGCAGGAGGAAGGAGAAGGCCAGACAGUGCAGGGUAUCAAGAUGAGGCCCCGGAAGUUGUUUAAGCCCAGUGGGAGGGACUGGCAGGAGGAGGUGACUGUGACCUGCCAGUCGAAGGAGGAAGAGAGCAGCUAUGAGGAGAAGGAAGCUGAUGUCUGCCAAGAGCUGACCAAGAAAGUCUACCACAGCGUCCAGAGAGAGAGAACCGCAGAUUCAGGUGGAGAUGUUGAGGUGGAGAUGUUGAGGUGGAGAUGUGGAGAUGUUGAGGUGGAGAUGUUGAGGUGGAGAUGUGGAAACGUGGAGGUGCGUUCUCUGGUCUCCUCCCACGCAGUGUCCAGUUGCUGGGAGGCCAGUGUGGAGGGCGAGGGGGACUUUGACUUCCCAGACCUCAGUGCUCCCCAGUUCAUGGGCUCCUUGUGCCGGCAGUUCAGCUCUGAACUCCAGAGGAAGUUCCAGAAUCGCUCCAAGAGAAUGGAACUCUUCACAAAGCAGUCUCUGAAGACUGUUCAACAGCAUGCAACCUCAAUCAGCGUUCAGGUGCAUCAAUACAGGUCUCAGAGGCUGGAGAAGGUCAGGGGUAUUUUAUUGGAAGAGAUCAGCAGCUUAGAGCGGGAUGAUGCCAAUCUGAAAAACAUGGAGAAGGAACUAGCUACCUACUGGAAGAAGCACACACAGGCCCUCCGCUCCUAUCAGGAGAGCGAGACCAAGAGGCUGCAGCGCUUGAGGAGUACCUUCCAGAAUAACGUGUGUCACAGCUUGGAGUAUGAGGAGCAGAUCUUCACGUCCCAGAUGUGUCUGAUGAGAGAGGACAUGAAGUCAGUGCAGGACAGACUCUUUAAGGAUAUGCGAGAGGAGGAGCUGCUGAGCGUCCGCAGGGGUCUGCAGACUCUCUUCCUGCCGGCUGGGUGCAGCUUCUGA
Messenger RNA from Megalops cyprinoides (Indo-Pacific tarpon), 4590 nucleotides. It is a transcript of the gene sycp2, whose product is annotated as synaptonemal complex protein 2. The transcript has 48 exons. NCBI's taxonomy places the organism in Eukaryota, Metazoa, Chordata, Actinopteri, Elopiformes, Megalopidae. The coding region runs from base 1 to 4590 and encodes 1529 amino acids. The record is from RefSeq and is a predicted model, not a curated record.